Meloidogyne enterolobii is the source of this 3142-nucleotide messenger RNA. Lineage: Eukaryota; Metazoa; Nematoda; Chromadorea; Rhabditida; Meloidogynidae. The record is from the annotation of a GenBank genome assembly.
UUUGAGUAAUAGUAUAGCUAUUUAUUUUUCUAGAUUGUUAUUAAAUAUUUUAUUUAUGUCAACUCCAAAGAAAUUGCGUUAUAGAAGCGAUAAAAGUGAAGAUUCUGAUGAAAAUUUUGAAUCUAAUGAGGAGGAUGAUAAAUUUGAGCCAGCGAUUGCUACAUCCAGCGGUCGUUUAGUUCGUCCAUCAUUGGGAAAUACUUCCAAAACUGGAAUAAACAAUGAAACUAACAAUAAAGAAGGCAAUGAUGUUAAUGUUCAGGUUCCAAUGAAGCGCCUUAGAAACCAUGAUAGUGAUAAAGAUUUUUCAAAAAUUGUCCGUUAUUUGACUGCUGUGCAACAAACACACAAUAAUUCUUUAAAUCUUUUAAAUGAGGAGGAAAUAAAGAAUGUGCAAUCUGGUAGACAAACAUUAUCACAAUUUUGUCAAUCUAGAAUGAAAACAAUUUGUUCCACUUCUCAAAAUAAACCAGAAUUUUCUUGUUGGAAAAGAAUUGACGAGUUGAGUCCUUCUUUAACUCGAUGGCUAGGCACACAUUCAAUUGGUUUGAUUAUUCAAGGUUCAGUCCCCAAUGGAAUUCAAUCUAUUGGGGAUGAUGAAAGUAUGGAAAAACCUGUUUCAAUUGAACGUCAACCUUUGCCUUUUAGAUUGCCUAGAAAAAGAGGAAGACCUCGAAAGGAUGAUUUAUCAAGAACCAAUAGACUUUUGGCAACUCCAUUAGCUGAACCAAUCGAGAGAAAUUCUUUAACUGUAAACGAGCAUUUACAAUCCUUGGUGUCUAAACAAAUAGAAGCAACUUCUUCAAUUAUCAAUCAAAUGAAAAAGGGUAAAGGACGUAGCACUAAUAAUUCGAUGUCUUCUGCUUUAAUUGAUGCAUCCAGUUCACUUCCAUCAACUUCAUUUGAUUCAACUAUUCAAAAAACACCCCAAACUCAAUUUAAAAACAAUAACAACUCAUUAAACCAAAAGUCACAACAAAAAUCCAAAUCAACAAAAAAUUCUUUUCAGAAAACAGUAAAAUUGGAGGUUGAAGAUUUCUCUCUUCCAACUGAAUUUACUCAUGGAAUUACUUUUCCUGUUUCAACAAAUACUCCACAUUUAUCUUCCAAUAAUGACAGAGCAAAAAAUCCUAAAGCAAAAGAAGCAUCAAAAAGAUCUCAUUCAUCCAAGGAAAUGCCCAGCACAACAACAUUAGAGGAAACUUCGUCUUCCUCCGCAACUACCGACAAACAAAAUCAAACUCAAAAAAUUCAAAAUGGUUCAAAAUCUUCACUUUUUAAGAGAAAAGAAGCAGGCAGAUCAAAUUCAAAAUCUGACACAAAUGGAGGAGUUGAUUUACCUGUUUCAAGUGUAAAACAAAUUAGUAUCCCUAUUUUCUCUGGUCAAACAUUUCCUUUUGAUUAUGAUGUAUCACCAGCUGUACAACGAUUUGUGAGCGUUCAAGUUGUCGAUAUUUACAAUAAUUUAUUACCAUCAAAACCAUCUUCAACAGAACAAACAACUACAACAUACAAUUCUUUAAUACCUGGCCAAAAUGGUUUAAAUUCAGUCUAUCAAAACAGAAUUGAUCAUCAAAAACUUAAACAAAUAAAAUCAAAUCGACAAUUUGUCCAAACAUUAUUUUGUGGUGGGCCGAUUGCUGCUAUUGCUGUUUGUCCGCAAGCUUUACCUGAUGGCAGAGAAUUAUUCGUAGUAGCAACAUUUGCUGAUGAAAAAUAUCUUGAUUGUACGCUCAUUGAAGACAGCCAUUCUUACCUUCAAAUAUGGACAACUAAUGCAAAAUUAACUUCUGAAACUCAAACAAACGAUUCAUCUCCAAAAUUGGCUUUUCUUCUUCGAAUUCCCAAUGCAAAACAAAUUUGUUCGGUUUCAUGGUGUCCAAAAUUAAUUAAAAAUGAAAUUAUUUCUAAUGGGAAAGAGAUGAAUUUUGAACAAUCUUUGGGACUUCUAGCUGUUGGUACAUCUAAUGGUCGCAUUCACAUUUACAGUUUUCCUUCUGAUUUGGAUUCUCUAAUAAAUACCCAUCAAUGUUCCUCGUCUACUUCAACUGAAAAUAAAACUCCACUUGUUCUCGAAUCAGUCCCUCUUCUUACACUUUGUCAUGCUCCUUUACGAAAUAUUAAAAUGGAAGCGAAAGAAGAAGGAAAUGUUAAAAGGAAUAGUGCGAUUUCUUCAUUAAAAGAAGGCCUUGAUUCAAUUCCUUUACUUAAAGUACAAUGGUCUCCUUUUGAUGGUUCUCGACAUAUUGCAGCAAUCUCUGCUUCAUGGUUUGUUUAUAUUUGGAGUAUUUUUGGCGAUUCAAAUGAAGUAACAUUACCUCUUUGGACUUUUCCAAAUGAUGGAUUAUUGUCACCUCCAAUGUCCAUUGGAUGGUUGGAGAAAGAUAAAAUUUGUGUCUCUUACCGAAAUCGACAAUUUAACGUCCACAAGCUUGAAAGUCCUAGUGACGAAACGUCAACAUAUUCAACUCGUCUCGUAUUAGAAUGUGAGUCAGCCAAAGGUUCAGGCAUCUUUUGCAAUACACGCCCAUUAAUUUUUUCUGGUGCUAUAACAUUUGAUUCAUAUUCUUUUAAUUAUUUGGGAACUCAACAACAGGCACUUUGUUAUUUAUCUUUACAACAAAAAAUUUCUGACAAUGAUGACAGGGUUAUUGAUUUCGUUAUGGCUGCAAAUUUGAGUAAUUGUCAUCAAAUUCGUAUAAAUUCUGCUUGUAUUUGUCCAAUUAGCGGAAUUUGUUCAUCCGUUGGAGCAGAUGGAAGAAUGUUUAGUUCAUUAAAUGGGCGUUUGGCCCCUAAAAAUGUAACUGAUAUAGACAAUUUUAUGCAUGGAAGGGCACUUCUUCAAUUAAUCUCUCAUCGAAAUACUCCAAUAAAUUAUGAAGACGAUAAUGCUGAAAAUAAGAGCACUUUUUGUUAUUCACACGUUGAUUGUUUGGCAGAAAAAUUUUUGGAAGUUAGACUUGGGGAUUGUGCUAUUUUGGAACAAAAAAAUGAACGUGUAAAUGGCCGUUCUUUCCCCGAAACAUGUGUUGAUCGUCGUUUAGAAUCUUUAACUGUAAUAGAUUGCAGUUAUAACACAGUGGGGCUUACAUUUUGUGGAGGUGACUCAGGCCUUGUUUUUAUUGUGCCAUGUACUCUUUAA